Molecule: messenger RNA, 2885 nt
Organism: Pisolithus orientalis
Lineage: Eukaryota; Fungi; Basidiomycota; Agaricomycetes; Boletales; Pisolithaceae
Exons: 16
Coding region: 85-2817 (910 amino acids)
Source: RefSeq, a predicted model, not a curated record
GUUCCCUAUGGCCCUAUUACAUAGUCUCCCCUAGGCAAACCAAAGACUCGACAGAAGAUAAUUGUUCCUUCUGGCCCUACGGGCAUGUUGAGCGUGGAUGUAAACAGCUCCCCUGUCAAGGGAAAGGCCAAGGAUGACGGUAGAUGGCGUUCAAAUUGGUGGGAUUUUCAUCCUUUGGUUGAAAAUAUCCAGCGCCCAGUCGCAUGGUCGACUUCCUCUGUCAUUUUCACCGCGCACUCGUCCCAGCCUCUCCUACUUGGUCGCCUAUUUCCAUCAUCAAGGCAGUUCAUCGUCCCUUCUCCUGAACCUAUCAUUCGAUCACUGUCGUCUUUCGAGCCCCCAAGUGUCAUAAGCGUCGCUCCAAAUGACCAAUGGCUGUUUGCGUUCUAUCCUGGCAUCGAAGGAGACGGGAUUGCCUGUCUCUGGAUACGCGGACAUCAAGUAGAUAGCUGGACAGUCAAGGAGUGUUGGCCGAUGAGCCCGGGAGCCGGGGUGAUCACCGCCGCUUGGGCAGGGGUCGAACGAGAGUGGAUAACAUCCAGUGACGGGUUUUGUUCACGUCUCCCAUUACGCGGCCCACUCACACCUGUUUCGAAUCCCACCCUACUUCUGGUCACUCAAUCUCACGAACUCCAUGUCUGUUAUGCACGUCCCUACUCACCUUCGCUAAGCUUUCUCUGUUGUUCCUUGGUUCAGCCGUACUUCAUUACGGAGGGCCAAAGCCGGACUGCAUUUCAUGACGUACCUUCCGGACCAAAGUCUUCUAGGCUCUGUACUAGGGCUGCUAUUGGGUUCAUGUACACUGACUCCUCACUGCUGGUGGCCAUGAGGUCCCGGCGAUAUCCCACCACUGACAGUUUGGCGCCUGUUGCACACAAUGACAGUGACCUUGGUCUCCCGUUGGAUACACCACAUGGAGCUAUUCCGGAAGAGCAAUCUCCACCCUUAGACUGGGGUGCGCUGGCAGAGGAACAGACCAUUGAACUCUGUGAAGUUAAGCUGCGUUUUGACGGAUCAGCUAUCAACCUCAUAAGUUACCCACUGACACCCAUUUACCAUUCCUCACUUCACCUCACCAACCUUGCAUUCACAUGUGCUCCGCCUCCAAAGCCCGAUCCCAGUGCGUCCCCAAAAUCCUCACCUAGAAAGGACAAACAAUCAGCGCGCCCUGUAUCGGAGACUACGGCGAUAUUCCUUGUUGCCUCCUUCAUCGAUUAUGACGAUUACAACUCAAUCCCAAAAUCAGAAAUGACCUCUUAUUCUAUAUCCAGAGUUCUACCUUCACCGACGGUCAAAAGUUCUUGGUCAAUCCGCCAGAUUGGGGAAUGCUCCUUUGCUCCCCGUGUUAUACUGUCUUUUGCGCCAGCGUGGUCGCCGUGUAACCUCAGGAAAAGUGCCGUCGUUGUGAUGCUAGCCGAUACCGCAGGGUCGAAAUUCCGAGGAGGAUCCAGGGUUAAGGAAGUUCCUGUUGGUUGUUUCACUGUCUUACAGCUUCCUGAUUUAUCCAACGACGAGGGUUGGGGUCGUCCCCGCAUCAUGUCACCUGUUAGUAGGGCGGGAAUGGACUGGCCAGUGAGUAUCGCUACGUCCGUGAAUCGCACACUUUUGUGUGCAGUAUCCAUGACUCAGAUCUCCAUCCACUGCCUUCCCAGGCCUUGCGCCAGCAGUGCAGAAUUGAUCGGUCCCGGCCCUCUUUCUCCACUUGCCAUGAUUUUGACAUCCGCACUGGUAUCACGGAGAUCUAUCGCGGAUAUCACUCACGUGCUAUGCUUACCUUCAACACCCACGGAGAGUAUCAUCGAGACAUUUUCUGGUCUUUUGUUGGCUCAAGAGGUUAACGCCCGCACUGGUUGCGCAGCGUCGCUCACUUUGAUGGAAGUCAUCGGUGCGGAACUUGAGGUAUACAAAGCGAGAGCGGCUUCAACAGCAGAUGAAGAUGUGAAGGAACACCUCACCUCGCUUUGGCAGAAUGCUCACAAUAUCUGUUCUGUGGCAUCUACGCUUUCUGCGUUCGAGGAUUGCAAAGAUCAGGAAGGCUAUGAUUUAGAUGUUGUUUGGCAACUCGUCAGUUUGUCGGAAUGGGCAGUUGCCUUCCUGGAAAACAUCAUCAAAGAGUGUUUGUUACUCUGUGACAUGACGGAUGUCGUCCCCAAGGUUACCGAACUGAAACGCGAGCCCAUAGAUGAAAACCCCUUUUUCCCAGAAAGCGCGCCUCCUGCUGAUGCUAUUUCCCCAUUCGAUAUACCCGCUUUGCUGCACCUCGUGCAUCCCUCGCUACUGGCGAACCUUAUCAACAUGACUUCCCAUGUAUACCAGUUUUACCAGUGGUUGAACUCGAUGACAGCAAGGGGAGAGAGUGGUCAAAUGGCGCGGGACACCCUCCUUGAUGUCGUUGAUUAUUCUGGGUUGAAUCUUGAGGCAUUGGAGGACAUAUUCAGAAAUGUGCACAAGGAAGUGAGCGCUAUCCCAGGAGAACAAACGCGAUCGUCGCUAGCAAGAUGUCACCCCGUGCCGGCACAACACCACGAACUCCAAAAAAUCGUCCACAUGCUAUCUUCAUCCACAGCGAUUAACAAGUCCCGUCUUUUCAUCAAACCGGACAAGGAUGUCGUGACAAAGGCCCAGUUAAUCCGUAGAGGCAUCGGAGUUACAUGUCUCAGAUGUGGGCAAGAAUCUGAAGUUGUCGGGGAGGUGGGAUUGCCUAGACACGUCUUGUCGAUGUGGAGAUCGUGGGAGAGGACGUGGAUGACUCGAUGUGUGUGUGGAGGGUCGUGGGUGGGGGCGAACGCUGGUUCAAGGCACAGGAAGGCACUGUAAUUUUUGAACGUUAUCACUACACAGGGUAGUUCGUAAAAUCUUGCAAAGGCUAAUAACAGUGUUUACCC